AUGGCCAAAACUAAGAAUGCCCAACCGUCCAAGAAGCCCUCUCGUGGCUCUGCCUCUGCAUCUCCGAUCACCCCUCCUGCGCCGCCUGCACCAGCGACCGGAGCUCUUGGUUCGUCCUCUGCUCCGACGAAAUCUGCCAGAAAAUCGAAGACCCAGGCUCGAAAAUCAGUGAUCAAUCUCGCCUCUCCACCAGUCGUUGCUUCUCCAAUUGCUUUUUCAACACCUGGGUUUGGUGAUCAUGAUGAAUCCCAUUCAUCCGAUCACACAUUCUCGAAGUCUUCUUCUUCGAAUGGUGCUCCUAAUGUCGACAAAGCUAUGGUGACGUUGCCCACGGUGGUGUCUUCAUCUUCAAAGGCCAAAAAUCUCAAGGAGAAUCCCCCUUCCGUCUCAUCCUCGGAUUCUGAACCUGAAGAAGAAACUGAGGAGAGUGAAGAACCUGAAGCUGAUCAUGUCACUACAAAACCUGUUCCUGUCCCUGCUGCAGUUCCAAAGAAGGAUAAAGGAAAAAGGCCCAUUGUCUCUUCAAGUCCUCCUCCUCAAGGAAAAGUUGCUCAGAGAAAGGCUCGGUUUGCUUCCCCUGGUAUUACAAAUGAUCUUGCUGCUGCAUCUGCUUCAACUUCUGCUCCUACAGAAAUGGCAGAAUUCAGUUUGCGGUUGGGAAGAAUGGAGACAAGUCAGGCCUUGCUUCUUAGGAAGAUGGAUAGCAUCAUGAAAUAUUUCCGACCCAAUGAUGAUGAAUAA
Molecule: messenger RNA, 741 nt
Organism: Cannabis sativa
Lineage: Eukaryota; Viridiplantae; Streptophyta; Magnoliopsida; Rosales; Cannabaceae
Exons: 4
Coding region: 1-741 (246 amino acids)
Source: RefSeq, a predicted model, not a curated record